UUUUAUGAUGGUUCGCUUUGUGCCAGCUUAAGUUUCAAGUCGUUCUCCAUCUUUGCCGUCCUAUGCAUGCAGACAUGCAGAGCUUAGUGUCGCCUGCGACUGUAAUUAGUACUGCUUCUUUCUCUUCUGCCCUGGAUGAAACCGAAGCAGAUUCUCUUCUCGUUAUCGUUUUGGCUUUUGGCUAGUAGACCAUCGAUGAUCGAUGAUCGAUCGUUGUAGUUCUGCUCUUUGUUUUGAUCCAUCACUUCUCCAGCCUUCAUGUUUUACCUGCAUGCAGGUUUAUUACUCUGAUAGUAAGAUCCUAACGCCGCCGAUCAUGCUGAACACACCACCUGUGAUGAGUGUGUGACCUAUUUUAUUUUGAACUAGUCCAUUUUGUGAGAGAUUGUUCACAUGCAGAAAUAUGCAUGUGCACGACAAGCAAGAGAUAAGUAGGCCCCCUUGUUUGCACUUCGCCGCCUAUAUAUGGCUAGUCUCGAUUCCUCAUCUCUCUUGAUCCGCCACAUCCUAGGUAGUACCAAACUUUAUAAUGAAGAUUAUCCACCUGAUCACCUCAUCCUCCUCCGAAUGGCUAACAUCUUGUUUCUCUACUGUAUAUACCCUCGAUCUGAUGGUUCUCGCCAUUCUUUGACAUCUUGAUCGAUCUCUUUGCAAGCGUCGCAUCAUCUACGCUUUGCAACUAUACAUCGCCCUAGCUAGCUUGCAGAUCGCAAGCUAGAUAGCAAUGGAGAACCACCAGCUGCCCUACACCACCCAGCCCCCGGCAACCGGUGCGUCCGGAGCCCCGCUGCCGGGCGUGCCUGGGCCGCCGCCGGUGCCACACCACCACCUGCUCCAGCAGCAGCAGGCCCAGCUGCAGGCGUUCUGGGCGUACCAGCGGCAGGAGGCGGAGCGCGCAUCGGCGUCCGACUUUAAGAACCACCAGCUGCCGCUGGCGCGUAUCAAGAAGAUCAUGAAGGCCGACGAGGACGUGCGCAUGAUCUCCGCGGAGGCGCCCGUGCUCUUCGCCAAGGCCUGCGAGCUCUUCAUCCUCGAGCUCACCAUCCGCUCCUGGCUGCACGCCGAGGAGAACAAGCGCCGCACACUGCAGCGCAACGACGUCGCCGCUGCCAUCGCGCGCACCGACGUCUUCGACUUCCUCGUCGACAUUGUGCCGCGCGAGGAGGCCAAGGAGGAGCCCGGCAGCGCAGCCCUCGGGUUUGCCGCCGGAGGGGUUGGUGCGGCCGGUGGGGGCCCCGCCGCUGGGCUGCCGUACUACUAUCCGCCGAUGGGGCAGCCGGCGGCACCGAUGAUGCCGGCCUGGCAUGUUCCGGCGUGGGAACCUGCGUGGCAGCAAGGCGGGGCGGGCGUGGACCAGGGUGCCGGGAGCUUCGGCGAGGAAGGGCAAGGGUUCACGGGGGGGCAUGGUGGCUCAGCUGGCUUCCCUCCUGGGCCUCCAAGCUCCGAGUGAUCGAUGCCAGAGCUGCAUGCGCGCAUUGGAUACUCCUUGCUAGUAUUUACGGAUUCCAGUAUUUACCAUGGCGCGCAGUGUAAUUGUAAUUGCCUCUUGCAAUUGUGUAAGUAUGGCAUGUCUUGCGUUAAUUAAGGACUAACAACAAGCAGUUAUUUAUCCCUUUGGAAAAAAAACAAGCAGAUAACUACCAUGAGUUUGAAAUUUGAA
Messenger RNA from Triticum dicoccoides, 1660 nucleotides. RefSeq names its product nuclear transcription factor Y subunit C-2-like. The transcript has 2 exons. Gene Ontology annotation, cellular component: nucleus. Gene Ontology annotation, biological process: regulation of transcription by RNA polymerase II. Gene Ontology annotation, molecular function: DNA-binding transcription factor activity, RNA polymerase II-specific; protein heterodimerization activity; RNA polymerase II cis-regulatory region sequence-specific DNA binding. Bases 725 to 1450 code for a protein of 241 amino acids. NCBI's taxonomy places the organism in Eukaryota, Viridiplantae, Streptophyta, Magnoliopsida, Poales, Poaceae. The record is from RefSeq and is a predicted model, not a curated record.